This is a messenger RNA of Strigops habroptila (Kakapo), 5525 nucleotides long. RefSeq names its product SLAIN motif family member 2 (gene SLAIN2). Gene Ontology annotation, cellular component: microtubule plus-end. Bases 41 to 1567 code for a protein of 508 amino acids. NCBI's taxonomy places the organism in Eukaryota, Metazoa, Chordata, Aves, Psittaciformes, Psittacidae. Gene Ontology annotation, biological process: positive regulation of microtubule polymerization; microtubule nucleation; cytoplasmic microtubule organization. The record is from RefSeq and is a predicted model, not a curated record. The transcript is spliced from 7 exons.
GGCAGGCCGGCGGAGCUGGUAACAUGGCGGCGGCGGCCGGAUGCGUGUGCCCUGCCCCGCCCCGCCGGCGCCGCUGAGGAGGAGGCGGUGGCAGCAGCGCCCGCGGCCCGCCCCGCCGCGCCACUGCCCUCCCCCGCCGCGGGCCGCCCGGCCAUGUAGACGGGGCGGCGCGGCCGCCCUUCCCCGCGCAGCCUCCGCUCUGCCGGCGGGCGCCAUGGAGGACGUCGGCUCGGGCGUGAAUGCGGACGCGGAGGUGCGGAAGCUGCAGGAGCUGGUGAAGAAGCUGGAGAAGCAGAACGAGCAGCUCCGCAGCCGACACGGCGCCCUACCGGCCGGCCCCGCCAGCCCCAAGCGGCUCCUGAGCGGCGGGCCCUCCCCGUCGCCCCCCCCCCCCGCCGCCUCCCUGCCCGACGGCCGCUGCCUUAGCCCCAGGGCCGCCGCCCGGCGGCCGCCCCUCGAGGAGCCCGGCAGCGGCGCGGCCGGCGAGGACGGCAACGGCCUCCUGGACGACGCGGCGCUGCUCAGGCCAGAGGAACUGGAGAGGUUGGCCGACUACGAGGAGGACGAGACCGGCUGGUUAUAUACGUCCCCAAAGAAGAAACUGACUCCAGUGCAAAAAUGUGUCAGUCCCUUAGUUUGGUGCAGGCAGGUAUUGGAUUACCCAAGUCCUGACAUUGAAUGUGCUAAAAGGUCACUGAUCCACAGGCUGGAACAGACAAUGUCGGCUCUCAAGAGACAGACUUUGUACAGCAGCCCUUUCAGUGCGGUGAGUUAUGCGAGCUCCUAUAGUCCAAAUACCAGUAGCCCCUACAGCAGUGGUUUCAACUCUCCCUCUUCAACACCAGUGAAAUCUGCUUUAGUGAAACAGCUCAUACCUCCUGGUACCUCAGGUCAUCUUAAAAGUUCAGCAGAUAGAAAUCCUCCACUAAGUCCACAGUCCUCUCUGGACAGUGAAUUAAGUGCAUCAGAGAUGGAUGAAGACUCUAUUGGGUCUAAUUACAAGCUAAAUGAUGUUACAGAUGUGCAAAUUCUGGCACGAAUGCAAGAAGAAAGCCUCCGGCAAGAGUAUGCAGCAAGUGCUUCUCGGCGUAGUUCUGGCUCUUCUUGCAAUUCUACAAGGCGAGGCACGUUCAGCGAUCAGGAGCUCGAUGCACAGAGUUUAGAAGAUGAAGAAGAUGGCACACACCACGCAGUGCACCCUGCUGUUAAUAGGUUCUCACCGUCACCUCGCAGUUCUCCCUGGCCUUCACCAAAACAAUCUCCAAGGAAUUCACCUCGCUCCCGGUCACCUGCUCGAAGCAUAGAAUACAGUAGAGUUUCACCCCAACCUAUGCUUAGCCGCUUACAGCAACCUCGUCUUUCACUUCAAGGCCACCCUACAGAUUUGCAGACUAGUAAUGUAAAAAAUGAAGAAAAACUAAGGCGUAGUCUUCCAAACCUGUCCAGGACAUCUAGUAUCCAAGCUGAGUCUGUGAAAAACAGCAGAAGUGACUCAAACUUCCAAGUGCCAAAUGGAGGAAUACCUCGCAUUCAACCUCAAGCCUCAGCCAAGAUGAUUGCUCCUUAGAAAAUGCUUGGAUGAACCUGUGUUCCAUGAAGCAAAUCAGCCCAUUGCUGGGCUAGUGGCUGCUAGCUUGUCCAAAAGGGAACUGUUGACAGGAGAAUGCUUCUGAUCUCACAAGUCUCUUGAAAAUGGUGACCUUAAAGAAGCCAAAGCAAAUGAAAUGUAUUCAGUGCUUCUUUAUAUGUCAAUAUUGCCAGUUCCUGUUGUUUAAAUGUUUCCUGACUUUUAUUUUAAAACAAGUUUCAGAAUUUAAUAACCUUAUGUGACAUUUUCAAAGGAAGAACACAUUAUGACUAUUCUUAUGUGUAGAGCUUUGAACUAUAAAAGUUCUAUGAUAAAAGUUCAUCAGUAAUAUAAAUAUUUGACUGGAAAUGUAAGAUAAUAAUUGUGAAUGAAACAAAAUAAUUUUUUUUACCCAUUCAGUGGUAAGGGCAUACUGGCAUACCUAGUUGGCCUUGUUAACUGGUCCUUUCAUAACAGCAUGUUAAUGCAACCACAUACAGUUAAAUACAGAAUAAGGAACACAGACCAUGCCAAAGACUACAAGAUUUCUAUCUUUGUAGUGGCUUAGAUGCGGUUUCAGUCCCAGGUGUGUGAUACUGUAGCCAAAGAAGUUAGUGCGACCUAGUGAUUGUUCAUACAGGUUAUCCCAGCAUCCUUUCACCUUGCCCUCUUGUGCCGCUGUUCACAAAAACUCAGAACGUGGGAUUUACAACAGAAGGGGCAUGUGUGUAGUUCAAAUGCAGCACAGUUAUUUGUUAGGCAGGCUUAUCAAACUAUAAAGCCCUCAGACGAGUUGGACAGUAGCUCUCCCAACUGUGUUAUUUUUGUGAUAGGAAGAUGAAUCAAAAUCGCUUGAAAGAAAAUGAAGGAAAAAAUAUUUUUAGUUAAAAUCUUUAGAAAUUUUAAAAUCCAGUGAACUGGGAAUGGAAGAGCACAGAGGGCAGCUUAGUUGGCUAGAAGGCUAUUUCCAGUAUUAAAAAGUAUAUUCACAUUGAAACUUUAUGGAAAGAUCAGAUAGCAGAAGUCUCAAUAUUUGGUAUUUAGUGAGUUACUUAAUUGCAGGAGCCAAAGUAGUGUGACUUAUGUUUAUACAUAUAUAAUUCUUUUCAACUUGUGGAUGCACUGAGAGUCACAGAAAUUUAGGUGAAUUUGCUUGCCUUUCAUAAAAUCUUUCCCCAGAUGUGAACCACUGUAGACCAACUUACAUUUAAGUGUAAGUUAAGUAUCACUAAUAAAGCCCAGAUUUCUAGCUUUUACAGUUUCCCUGCUCUUACAGAUGUUUGUCAGAGUCUUGCUAUUGACAAUCGUAAAACGGUUUGUGUGUGAAGUCGAUGAGUAAGUAUCUUUGCUUAGUCUGGAUUAAAAAACUUCUGCAAAACUGUACAUUGUAUAAAAAUUUCCAGAAUUGUGUCCUCCUUGUUGUAUUUUUUUUUUUUCAUUGGUUUUAUAUUUUGUCAUCUUGCACAAAGCAUUGUUAAAUUGCAGCAACUCUUUGUUUUCCCUUGGCAAUGACUUCUGGGUCUUGGGAUUUGAAGCUUCUUCAUACACCUGCUAGUUUUGCAUGAGCUUACAUUUGCAAGGAUGCUGGCUUGCCACCCGAGGUCACUACUUUCUCCUUGUCAAAGAUCUGCUGUUCAUAAUUUACUUGCACAUUUGCUGUGGCUGCAAUACUGAACUUGCUAUGGUUGCUGGCAUUCAAAAAUGAGUUAGGAAUCCAGUAAGUUUCUGAAAAGCCAAUUUCUGUUAUGGUUUCAUAGGCAAAUUGUACACACUUGCUUAAAGAGUAGAGGGAAGACUUAUAAUAUGUUCAGAGGUACAACUGUAAAACAUGAAAACAUUUGUCAUUUUAAGUUGUAGCUGUAAUAUGGUGAAAAAUUAAAAUUAGUUUUUAAGGGAGUGAAUUAAAUAGCAGUUGUAACUAUUAGAACCUUCCCUUACAUCCGAUUCUCCAUGCCAUUAUGUAGAAAGUACUUUUUUAAUACAAAAGCUAGUAAAUAUUUCACCUUAAAACUCUGGAAGAUACAGUAAUACUUGUGUUCUCCAAAGAAUAAGUGUCUUUUAAAGUGUUAGAAUGACAGGAAGUCUCUGUACUUGGGUCCUGUACCACAUAGAUUGUGCAAAGCUGUAAAACUUCUAGGGUGGCUUCCACAUAGGAUCUACGUGCUUUAUAGUGAAUAGUGUAUGAUACCUUUGUGCUUAUGUGGCGCUAUUAGCACAUGGAUGUUAAAUCUGUAAGCAGAGCUAAAUAUAAUACUUUUUCAAAGAGCUAAGCUGUAAAUUGUUCAAACUUCUCAGUAACUAGUCUGCUUGCCAAGAUCCAGUUGCUUGGCGUGUAAAAGAAGAAAAUGUGUGUUUUGAGGAAACUGAGGAUUCUGUUUCAGUUGAUCAGAAGUAAACGUGACUACACGUAUUGAGCAUUUGUGACAGGUAAUGUAAUAGCAUACAGAGCAGCACUUCAAGAGCAGCGAUAGUGUGGAUAAGCAUGCACUCCACACUUGUCUCAAACUGCAUGUUUCCUCAGCAUUGCUCACGUCGCACAGCCUGAAGUUCUCAGUGAUUCAGUGCACAGAACUGUUUAGCUAUCAAGUCUCUGUUUCCCAGAGUCUCCAUUUAGAAGGAAGGAAUUUGAUAUAUUUAAAAUCCUUUCUAUACCAUUCCACAUCUCUGACUUGCAAGUAGUUUAAAUAAUGAUGAGGGAAGAAACUUAGUGCCAUGUACAGUUGCAUAUUUAAAUGUAACUAAAUGAAUUAAGGCAAACUAAAUUCAAGAUCAUAAAUAUGAAGAAAGAAGCUGUUCUUCAUUUUCUGUGGUAUAACAAAACACUGAUUCAGCAAAAAAAUGGUAUAGUGGAAAACUUGUGGACAGAAACACUCUGGCCAGUGGUCUGCCUCACUAAAUUCCUAGGAAUUGUGCUCAUUUUUAAACAUCUUACUGUGCUUAAUUGGCUGUUCAUGGGUAUGCCUUGGAAGAAGUUUAUAGGGUGUUUUUUUCUUAAUAGCCACAGGCAGCAUUUUAUCAUGUUGGUUAUUAAGACUAAAAAUAUGACCACUAGUCAUAUUUUCAGAAUGAAGGUAAAACAUAUGAUGAACUUCUUUUAUAUUCCAGAAAAUAUUGUGAAUUUUGCACUGUCUAGGAAAGGUGAUGGCAGUUAUUACAUGCUGUCAAGUUUAGAAAAGGAUCAACUAAUAUUGAUAGGAUUCCAAUUGUUCCUCCCCUACCUUCUUUAUAGUGAUAUUCAGCAGUUGGUGAUAGGAUUACUGAUCUUCCUUACUCAGGGUCAGGAUCUUUAUGCACAGCUGUCUCCCCAUCUUUCUUCCUUCUUACUGUGGAAAUAAGCCUUGCUAGUGUAAAAAGCUUUAUGCUGGUAUAAAACUGUUCACUGGGGUGAACAAAGAUGUUUAUUCAUACAUUAUCAUUUUAAGAAGCCUUUGUGUAGUCAAAGCUUUAUUUCAUUGACUACUUUCCUCCUUCCCACCCCUUAAAUACGCUGUGGUGAAAAUAUGCUGAGUCGAUGCGUUCUUUCUGGCAAUAGGUAAUUCUCUCCUUACCAAGAUUCUACAGCUCUUGGAACAUUGGCUUCUCUCUUGGUAACUGAUUGGUAGUGAGAUCAUUUCAAGGCAGUAUCAGUCCUUGAACAUUAUUAGAAAAAAGGCAGGAUAAAGGAGCAAAGGAGCAAUAAAAAUUUCUGUCAUGCUCUCUGCAUGCUGGCAGAUGAUAGUUCUUAGUGUUAUGUCUGAGUCCUUUUGCAUGCCCUUUUGAAGAGGAAAAAACCAGACAUCUCUCAAUGUCUUAUGUUUUCAUAAUUGAAAAAUAACCAUUUGUUUAUAAGAUGAUCACAUUUAGACAAAGAUUUAUGUUUUUGCAUAGUGUUAGAAUAUUUUUUUAAAAUCUUUUUAAAAAAAUAGUCUUACUAGGUAAAUAUGACAGUUUAGUUUUCAACUUAGUAUCUAAUCUUGCA